UAACUGGUGUAGUAUGUAUCUGUCUUAGUUCAGUGUUGUCAGAGAUUUCAAACGUUUACUGAAGUAAUGUAUUAGAAAAAAGAUUCUAGUGCCGUGAAAUAUGAUAGAAAAUAAGGGUCCAGUUCUUGGAGCCCGUCAUGUUCAGGCAAUUCUUCUCUUUCUGGUGAUUGUCAUUCAGUAUGCUUCAAGAACGAGUAUAGCAGUUUCUUUGGUUGCCAUGACAGAUGCGAAGACAACUAAUAUAAAUUUUCACGAAUUUGAUUGGAAUGAGAAGGAAAAAUCUUACAUUCUUAGUAGCUUCUUUUGGGGUUAUAUACUUUUCCAAAUUCCUGGAGGUUAUGCAGCUCGAAGAAUUGGUGUUAAGAAAACAGUAUUUUUUAGUACGCUGCUUAGUUCAAUUUUGGGCCUUUUGGUACCGUUUUGUGCGUUUUGGGGAGGCUGGAAAUUAUUUAGCUUCAUUCGAUUUCUUAUGGGAUUGAGUCAGGCGGUACUGUUUCCUUGCGUUUACCAGCACGUAGCUAAUUGGUCACCAGUGGAGGAACGAAAUCGUCUUGGUGCGAUCAGUAAUUCGGGAGUAGAAUUGGGGACGAUCGUGGGAAUGUUCGUCACUGGCAUGAUAGCUGCAUCGGGUAUGGGAUGGCCCGGAAUUUCUUAUAUAUACAAUGGAAUUGGUAUAGUUUUCGGUAUAUUUUGGUUGAUAUUCGCAGAGAAUACUCCAGCUGAAGCUCGAUUUAUAACUUCUCUCGAGAGAAAUUACAUUCUGGAUUCCCAAGCAAAUAUUGGCGGUUGGCAGGGGAAGGAAAUACCAAUUCCCUGGAAGGCAAUGCUUACUUCUAGUCCGUUAAUAUCAUAUCUGGUGGUGGGAAUGUGUGACACCUGGGGAUUUGACACAAUGAUGAGUCAAAUUCCAAGCUAUUUACAUGGGACUAUGAAAAUGGAUAUCAGUAAAAAUGCGUUCUAUUCAGCGCUUCCUUAUGUGUCAAUGUGGGUUUGUUCGUAUGUUUCUAUGAUAGGAGCGGAUAUCCUGAUGAAAAAUGAAUGGAUUUCAUUGUUAACGUUACGAAGGAUAUUUGCAACUAUUGCUAUGAGUGUUCCAGCGGGUUUCCUAAUUGGCGUUGGAUUUAUCAACGAAAAUCAAAGAGGCUUAGCCAUAACCUUUGUCACGCUUAAUGUUGGCUUUAGUGGUGCCAGCACCAUAGGCUGUUUCUUAAAUCUAAUCGAUUUGACUCCGAAUCAUACUGGAAUUGUAUAUGCAUUGCAAAAUACUUUGGCCAGCUUGGUAUCUAUUGUGUGUCCAAUUGUUGCGGGAUUAAUUGUUCACGAUGAAACUGAUCGGUCACAAUGGCGGAUUCUGUUCAUAAUUGCAGCUAUUAUCUACGUUUUGGGCAACUUGCAGUUCUUAUAUUUAGCGCAGGCUGAAAAACAACCAUGGGACCAUGAAGACUUUAUGAAAAAGUUUGAAACUGAACCAGGCGUCCAAAUAUCACGACCAUCUUCGAAAAAAGAAGAGUUCUCUUUAAAUGACGAAUUUAUGGUGAUUGGAAAGCGAUAAUUUUGACACUUGUGACAAAUGCAAAAGUCCUUAUAGCAUUAAUCUUAGUUUGAAUCCAUGUUGAGUUCUUAUUUGAAUUAAUUUCUUAUGGACAUUAUUUACAGUUAAGAGUAAUCACAUUAAGUAUAGGCUUUUCUGAUAUGCCUUUCGUAUUAAAGUUGUAGAAAAUACUUUAAUUUGUUUAAUUGAUCAUA
Messenger RNA from Eupeodes corollae, 1746 nucleotides. Its product is annotated as sialin-like. Lineage: Eukaryota; Metazoa; Arthropoda; Insecta; Diptera; Syrphidae. The record is from RefSeq and is a predicted model, not a curated record. Gene Ontology annotation, biological process: monoatomic anion transport; transmembrane transport. The transcript is spliced from 4 exons. Gene Ontology annotation, molecular function: transmembrane transporter activity. Bases 101 to 1552 code for a protein of 483 amino acids. Gene Ontology annotation, cellular component: plasma membrane.